Nezara viridula (southern green stink bug) is the source of this 273-nucleotide messenger RNA. NCBI's taxonomy places the organism in Eukaryota, Metazoa, Arthropoda, Insecta, Hemiptera, Pentatomidae. The record is from the annotation of a GenBank genome assembly.
AUGUCCGGUCCGCUCUCUUCGACAGAUACUGACCUUACCAACUCACAGCUCAUCUCCAGUUUACUUACCCCCACCGAAGGACGGGGUGACCAAGAGCAACCCGAGCAAGAGGCACAGGGAGCGACUGAACGCCGAGUUGGACACCUUAGCCAACCUCCUCCCCUUCGAGCAGAACAUCCUCAGCAAGCUGGACCGCCUCUCCAUCCUCAGGCUAUCUGUCAGCUACCUCAGGACCAAGAGCUACUUCCAAGGUCAGUGUUCCAGCUCUUGUAG